AUGGUGAAUAUGUCUAGUAGUAAUAAUAGCACACCACGUUCAACAAUUGAUGAUUUUCGUGAAAUAAUACGUGAACAAUCAUUUAUUAUACCAAAUAAUUCAUCAUCAACAUCAUCAUCAUCUGAUCAUGUUCCAGUUAAAAAAUAUCCACCAUUACCUGAUAUCACUGUUCCAAAUACAACUUCAAUAAAUAAUACUUUUUUUCGUACAGAAGCAGUUUUAAUCACACCAAAAACAACAAAUCAACCAAAAAAACAAAUGUUCUAUCAUUUUGCACCAACACAAAGACAACAUUUACCAGCACUUAAUAAACGUCAUGUUCUUCCAACAAUGUCGAAUGUUAUGGAUCUUGAUGAAGAUUUACCUCAAUGUAAUACAACUAUAGUACAUAGAGCAGCAACAUAUACAUCACCAGGUGAUCGUGUUGUAUCACCGAUAAAACGUCCUUCAGCUCCAUCACCACCAGCAAGUGCACAUCCAAGACGAGUUGGGCAAAAUGCGUUUAUUAAUGGUGGAGAAAAUCAAAGUGAAAAUAAUGAUGUUGAAGAAGAAAAUUAUUCAGGAUUAGAAGAUGGCGAUGAUGAUGAUGAUAGUCAAUCAUUUGAUGAAAAUUAUUAUGGUUAUAAUCAACAGCCAAGAACAAUGAUGAAUCGUCGUAUGGAUCAUUAUAGUCAUAGUAAUCGUUAUAUAAAUAUGAAUGAUAGACAAAAUACAAUAUUAACUACUAGUGAUUAUGAUGAACCUGCUCAUCCAAUUGCUUCAAGUAAUUUUCAACCGUGA
Messenger RNA from Adineta steineri, 780 nucleotides. NCBI's taxonomy places the organism in Eukaryota, Metazoa, Rotifera, Eurotatoria, Adinetida, Adinetidae. The record is from the annotation of a GenBank genome assembly.